Molecule: messenger RNA, 1914 nt
Organism: Aspergillus puulaauensis
Lineage: Eukaryota; Fungi; Ascomycota; Eurotiomycetes; Eurotiales; Aspergillaceae
Product: Zn(II)2Cys6 transcription factor
Exons: 8
Coding region: 1-1914 (637 amino acids)
Biological process (GO): regulation of DNA-templated transcription; DNA-templated transcription
Molecular function (GO): zinc ion binding; DNA binding; DNA-binding transcription factor activity, RNA polymerase II-specific
Source: RefSeq, a predicted model, not a curated record
AUGGCUAGUCACACCAGCGAGGAACUGGGUCCGGACCACCGCAACGAGCCGCCGGGGGGAAAGAAGCGGCGCCACGACGUCGCCAGGCAGGCCUGUGAGCGCUGUCGCGUGAAGAAGACUCGCUGCGACGAGCAGUUCCCUUGUGGGCUGUGUCGGGGAAUGGGGAUCGAGUGUGUCUACAGCUACCGCAAACAGACUCGUAGCGAGAUCUCCUCGAACGCCCUGCUCCGAAUGCUGGGACGCCUGGAAUGCAAGCUUGAUAAUAUUUCCGCAAAGACGCCUACUGGCUACUCCUCCCAUGCUGGCACUAUCCCACACUCAGGCACGCCCUGGACAGCAGACAACCCUCCACCACCUACCUACGUUUCUCCUCCAGCCCAUGAUGUCGUCGAGAGUGCGCCCAGCUUCCCUCCGUCCGCCGUCGUCCCCUGGAGUGCGCACCAGCUCAUCCUGUGGAGGCCGAUCCUCCCGAUGCUGCCGGACGCGAUCAAGGCGAUUGUCAACGAGCACGGCGUAGACUACUCGACAGCGCUGGAGAUGAAGAGACCCCGUCUGCCCAUAGGACCGCGACCAGGCAGCAGGAACGAGACGGACUUGCUGGGGAAUCUCAGCGUGUCGAUGGUGAAGGAGCUGUGUGAAUCGUACUUUUCCACAUUCCACCUCACAUACCCGAUGAUGGACCGCACAUUCUUCCUGCGCCAUACGCUGCCUGCGGCUAUCAAGGGCGAGUUUGGAUACGACGUCGAGAGCUGUGUUGUGCUGGCUGUGAUGGCCCUGGGCUGCUGGUCCAAGCGGGCUCUGGGGGAGUUCCACGAGUAUCGUUCCCAGGGCCAGCGCAAGCUAUCAGGGAGCGAUAUGAGCUAUGAGUACAUGGGGCCUGGCGUUGAAGCAAAUAUCCCUGGGCUCGCCUUCUUUAAUGAGUCUAGGAAACGCAUUGGUUGGCUGAUCAACGACAAUGACAUACAGAGCUGCCAGUACUAUCUAUUGUCGAGUAUGUUCUAUGCACAACUGGUGCGGCCUGUCGACUGGUGGACAAUGGCCAACCGAGCCAGCACCUGCUGUCGCAUGUUCUGGGAGAAUGUUCCCACGCCCUGCGACGAGUGGAUUGUAGAUAUGUGGUCGCGUCUGUUCUGGAACGCCGUCAUGUUCGAUGCUAUCCUGGCGCAGGAGCUGAAGCUCCCUGGAGGCCAGCUCGACGAGCUCUCGCAGCGAGUCCCCUUGCCCACGUUUGUCAAGUUGCAGCAGCCUGCAUUCCUACCGAUGGAGUCGGAUGCUGAAGAGGACGAUUCGUUCUUCCAUUAUCACUUUCUGGCGCAGGUCGCCCACCGGAUCCUCUUGACGAGGACCAAGUCUAGUAUAUUUUUUACCAGUGAAUAUUCAUCACCUUCAGUACAGGAAGAACUGCACCAGCAGCUCGAGAGAUGGCGAAACCAACUGCCCACGGGUCUUCAAUUCGACGACGACCAUCUGGCUCCAUUGCCUGACUCCCCCAGUGAGAUUCUCGUCGUCUCCUGGCUUCGCUUCCGGUAUAUCAUAGCCAAGUUCCACUUUGGGAGACCUUUACUCCACAAAGUCAUCAGCCGGCCAGAGGACACGACAGAUGCCGAACUGCGCAGAUGUGCAGAAGUGUUUGACCAGAUCUUCCAGUGGGAGCCCAUCAUCAGAGUCAUCGCAGUGAUGCCGAGCUGUAUGCCGUUGAAGUUCCAAAUAUCCUCACAACUCUUCAGCCACAUCAUCCUUGUAUGGUGCUUCCGACACUGCGCCGAUCCCAGAGUACAACAGGUUGUGCCCUCGCGAUAUCGAUCGUGGUGUAACUUUGCGCUUGGAUUCCUGCAGGAGACUGCGUAUUCCGGGCCCACGCUGGCGAAGGAUGCAGAGAUUGCAACGAUUUUAUGCCAGGACUUGAUCUACUAG